This is a messenger RNA of Trichechus manatus latirostris (Florida manatee), 537 nucleotides long. It is a transcript of the gene TMEM278, whose product is annotated as transmembrane protein 88B. The transcript has 2 exons. Gene Ontology annotation, molecular function: PDZ domain binding. Gene Ontology annotation, cellular component: plasma membrane. The coding region runs from base 1 to 537 and encodes 178 amino acids. The record is from RefSeq and is a predicted model, not a curated record. Lineage: Eukaryota; Metazoa; Chordata; Mammalia; Sirenia; Trichechidae.
AUGAGUGAGCAGGAGAGGGAGACAGAUGAGGAUGAGGGAGGGUGUGCCUCUGACACAGCACCCAUGCUUCCCCAGAGGCCCCCCGACCACCAGGCCUCAGCCCUGACAUCCCCAGGGUGGGUGGGCCUGGCCAUCCGGGGCCUGGGGACCCUACUGCUGCCCGGCUGGGCCCUGGCUGGACUCCUGCUCCACCUGCUGCUGCCCGCGAUGGUGUUUCUGCUGGUGCUGCUGCCCGCAGCCGCCGUUGUCUACCUGGGCUUCCUGUGCCACUCCAGGGUCCACCCGGCGCCACGACCCCCGUGCCGCGCGCUGCUGUCGGACGGUGGCUCCGCGACGCUCAUCGUGUUCGGCUUCCUUUCACUGCCGCCGCUGCUCGUGCUAGCCUCGGCCGCCCGCGCCCGCCUUGCCCGGCGCCUCCGCCCGCUGCUGCUGCCCCCCUCUUGGGCCUCCAGUCCCCGCCGCCGCCCGAGGUCCAGCGGCGGGGAGCUGUCGGGCCGCGACCUGGACGGGGAGGAUCAGUUUUGCACCUGGAUGUGA